Molecule: messenger RNA, 975 nt
Organism: Toxorhynchites rutilus septentrionalis
Lineage: Eukaryota; Metazoa; Arthropoda; Insecta; Diptera; Culicidae
Product: protein TEX261
Exons: 4
Coding region: 286-819 (177 amino acids)
Biological process (GO): endoplasmic reticulum to Golgi vesicle-mediated transport
Cellular component (GO): COPII-coated ER to Golgi transport vesicle; endoplasmic reticulum membrane; Golgi membrane
Molecular function (GO): COPII receptor activity
Source: RefSeq, a predicted model, not a curated record
CACAGCCGUACGAGGAAUCGCGAUUGUCUUCCCUCUAUUCCUCUACGACUGUGCAGCUUAGUUCCACAUCGCAUUGUUUAGUAUGCAUAACAAAUGAUACAAGAGUUGAUUCUUCUGUGAAAAUGAAUUCAAUUUAAUUGUGAUCUAUCUUAUAGUUUUGAAAAACUCGUGCUAAGACUGAACCGGGAAGCCAGCAACAAUGAGCUUUCUGGGCCUCCUCAGCUAUGUCUCAUUCAUGGUGCAGAUCUGCGUUGUGACGGUGUCGAUCGGUUUGUUUUGGUUUCUAUGAUUGCUGCCGGUCUUUAUUACCUGGCGGAGUUGGUGGAGGAAUACACAGUUAUAGCGAAAAAGAUCAUAUCCUGGAUGGUUGUAGUGUCUGUCCUGCUGUAUGUCGUAUUUAUAUUCACCGAACGAUUUUCCUGGACUAUGCUGGUGUGUGGGCUAGGAGCGCAAGUGUUACAUGCCGUUAUUCUUAAAAAUUUUCCUUUCGUGAAAUUUUUGUCACCAUCUUUUCUGGGCGCAGUAGCGCUUCUGCUAGUGAACCACUAUCUGGCGUUCGUUUACUUCCAGUGGCAAUAUCAUCCCUUUUCGGAGGUGAUGGCUUACUUUACGCUCUGCUUAUGGUUAGUACCAUUCGCACUUUUCGUGUCGUUGUCGGCUAACGAUAAUGUUUUGCCAACGAGUAACGAGAGGACACCCUUAUUGGGCGACGACAUCGUGACGAACUACUUCUCUAGUAGGAAAAAACUUGGACUGCUCUCGUUGUUCAACUAUGCGAAAGAAUCGCUCCUGCCCGAGCGCAAUAAGAAAUCAUUUUAAGUGAACGAUCUCCAAUACCAAUAGAAUCGAAACAUAUUGUUUAAAUUGAAGCUGCGUUAUCAUUGACUCGGAUUUGGGUUUUGCUCUUUUGUUAUUUAUUUAUUGAACGAAGCAAAAUAUCAAUAGUAGCAAAUGGAAUAAAUUGAGUGAGAAUAA